AUGCUGUGCCACGCCGCUUUUUUUUUCCAACUGCUGCGAUAUUUUGCUACCGAUGAGCUCGAACGCGAAAAACUUGAUGAAUUUGUAUCGAUAGAAGGAGCGGACGAGAUGUAUGAUUAUUGUCAACGCGUGAGACGUACGACCUGGGAGGUCUUGUCCGAGUUUCGGUCCGCAAGGAUACCGGGAGAGUAUGUCUUUGACUUGUUCCCUCCGCUGAGACCGAGAGAGUUCUCAAUUGCUAGUUCCAUCGAGUUCCAUCCCCGUGAAAUCCUGUGUUGCUAUAGGCUUCAAUUAGGAGAUACCCUUCGUAUCGGUCUCAGAAAGGGCUUUAUUUCACUUCCUACGAAUUCAAACACACCAGUGGUGUGUGUGGGUCCAGGGACAGGCAUCGCACCUAUGCGUGCCGUCAUCGAACAACGCAUACACAAGGGACACACUAAUACUACCUUAUACUUCGGUUGCCGUUCUGCACACAAGGAUCAGCAUUAUCACACGGAAUGGGAAUCUCAUGCGGAAGAACGAAAACUCCGCUACCGCGUUGCGUGUUCUCGUGAUGGACCAGAGGGCGUCAAACGGAUUUCUUCGAACAAAAUGCCCACUGCCGUCCGUGAAGCUGUGCGAGGUGCAGUAGAGAGGUUUGGAGGAAAGUCGAAUGCCGAGGCUGUGGAGUAUGUUGCUGCGAUGGAGAGGGAGGGAAGGUUGAUUGAGGAAUGUUGGAGCUGAGAACAUUCGAAACUAGUAAGCAUCAGAUCGUGAAGAAGACAUACACUUUGAUAAGCAAUUUCCGUUGGUCGCAUCAAACUUCAGGCUUAACACUAGGCCUGUGAUCAUUGUUCAAGUUGUUCUUCGAACAAAUGCCCAUGUACAGCCUUGACAAUC
This is a messenger RNA of Suillus fuscotomentosus, 879 nucleotides long. RefSeq lists its product as uncharacterized. The coding region runs from base 1 to 723 and encodes 240 amino acids. Gene Ontology annotation, molecular function: flavin adenine dinucleotide binding; oxidoreductase activity; FMN binding. Gene Ontology annotation, cellular component: cytosol. The transcript has 7 exons. The record is from RefSeq and is a predicted model, not a curated record. NCBI's taxonomy places the organism in Eukaryota, Fungi, Basidiomycota, Agaricomycetes, Boletales, Suillaceae.